This is a messenger RNA of Cynara cardunculus var. scolymus (artichoke), 775 nucleotides long. RefSeq names its product 40S ribosomal protein S17. The record is from RefSeq and is a predicted model, not a curated record. Gene Ontology annotation, molecular function: structural constituent of ribosome. Bases 126 to 566 code for a protein of 146 amino acids. Gene Ontology annotation, biological process: translation. The transcript has 2 exons. Gene Ontology annotation, cellular component: ribosome. NCBI's taxonomy places the organism in Eukaryota, Viridiplantae, Streptophyta, Magnoliopsida, Asterales, Asteraceae.
AUAUUAAAGUCGUAGGUUAGGGUUUUUUUUUAACGGCAGAGAGGGAGAGGGAAAGGGAAGAGUGUGCGCCGCUGUUCUUCGCCGGAACAACCACUAGAGGAUAAACCACUAGGAAAGGCUAGAGAAUGGGGCGUGUGCGUACCAAGACUGUUAAAAAAUCCUCCAGGCUAGUGAUCGAGAGGUAUUAUGGGAAGAUGACUCUGGACUUCCACACUAACAAGAAGAUCUUGGAGGAAGUUGCUAUCAUUCCAUCCAAGCGAUUGAGGAACAAAAUUGCUGGUUUCUCUACUCACCUGAUGAAGCGUAUCCAAAAGGGACCAGUGAGGGGCAUUUCGUUGAAGCUCCAAGAGGAAGAGAGGGAGCGUCGCAUGGACUUCGUGCCUGAUGAGUCUGCCAUCAAGACUGAUCUGAUCGAGGUUGACAAGGAAACCAUUGAAAUGCUUACUUCUCUUGGCAUGGGUGAUCUCCCUGGGGUUGUCAAGGCGUCUGUUGAACCACAGGCUUUGCCAUCGGUUCCUGCUUUUGGUAGGGGUGGUGGUGCUGGUGGUUUUGCUAGGAGAUAUUGAAGACCUUGUUAGGGUAAUCUUCGUUUUAUUGGGUAUUUUUCUUGCACAAUUAUUUUAGUUAUCGGUUGGUUCUUUAUGUUCCAUGAUCACAUUUUUGAGGUGUCCAAUGAAGACUUGGUUAAUAAUUAGGUUUACUGAUGUUUUAUAUUGGAGUUUUGAUAGGCCGAAUCUCCUUGCAGUUUUUUCAUCAAAUGCAGCUUCUGUUUGUU